AUGGAACAGGAAUUUGACAUCGCUGACAAACUUGGUGACAUGUCAAGGACUGACGAUACAAUCACAGAAUCAGGAGACAUUAUUGCUUGUACCGAAGACGCCACAGUGAAGCUUCCGAAAACACCGGCACCACUGCCAGUGGUAUGUGUGUUGGAUAGCGAUCUGGGAUUGUUUCGAAUAAUUCGCUGCAGGGGAAAGACGGUACCGAAUGGAGGAUUCGGUGUUGCUUACACAAAGAUGACCUCUUGUAAAGCUAACAAGGACGUGCUCAGAACUGGGUCGAAUCCAAUAAGCAAAGCUAUCGCGAACGACCAAAUUGACCUUGCACAGUCAAGUAACACCAGCGCCACCAGCGACUAUCUCUUCAUUGAAGAAGUCUUGUUUCUCUUCGAACGCGGAUUGCUGGAAGCCUACGAAUUGGAGAAUCAGGACUUGGACCGCAGUGUAAAACCUCUUGAUCCAUUCGCUUUAUACCAAAUGUUGGAACCCUUGGGUGUGACGUUGCCGACGUACCUCGUCUACGCCCAUUUGCGGGCUCAAACGUUUCGCACUGUACGGCAUUCUUCGGUGCGUCGAUCGAUACUAGAUGCCAUGCAAGAUGCGCUCCCCCCAAAUCAGACUGCGGUAGAGCGCAAACGAGCACUCCAGUCAGAGGCUAUGAAGGAUUUACGACAGCAGCUGAGAGAAGAAUCUUUACGAGCACAAUCAUACCGCAUACCAAUCGCCAGCCAAGGCCAUGGUGUUGCUUUUGACGUGUAUCGCCCAGAAUCUGACUAUACCCGCAGUCGUCCUGGCUUGCCCGACUAUUGCGUCGGUAUUGCAUACUACAAUCAACCUGGUUUGGGCUUUUUUCAAAUCCAAGCGUUGCUCAAGGAGUGCCGGGGAGUCCCGCUUAAAAUUGCCACAGUUUCCGAUGGGGGUACGGUAUCUAUGUUCGGCGUUACUGUUGAAGGCGUGCCUCCAAUUUCAGUGCAAACCGCUGCAAAAGAGGACGACAUAAAUUCAAUCCACCAUCUAAAGUAA
Molecule: messenger RNA, 1023 nt
Organism: Phaeodactylum tricornutum CCAP 1055/1
Lineage: Eukaryota; Bacillariophyta; Bacillariophyceae; Surirellales; Neidiaceae
Exons: 1
Coding region: 1-1023 (340 amino acids)
Biological process (GO): tRNA-type intron splice site recognition and cleavage
Cellular component (GO): tRNA-intron endonuclease complex
Source: RefSeq, a predicted model, not a curated record